Molecule: messenger RNA, 1220 nt
Organism: Lolium perenne
Lineage: Eukaryota; Viridiplantae; Streptophyta; Magnoliopsida; Poales; Poaceae
Product: protein CUP-SHAPED COTYLEDON 1
Biological process (GO): regulation of DNA-templated transcription
Molecular function (GO): DNA binding
Source: RefSeq, a predicted model, not a curated record
CCAUCCAAUUCACUAUCUAGCUCUUGCUUCUUCCAGCUCUCAGCUCCCGCAUACAGUGUGGUUAAGAGCCUAGCUAUCAGCUAACCAGGAGGAUUUGUUGGUUAGACGACGAUCAGACCGGGAGGGAUGGGGUUGAGGGAGGUGGAGUCCACAUUGCCGCCGGGGUUCAGGUUCUACCCCAGCGAUCAGGAGCUCGUCUGCCACUACCUCUACAAGAAGGUCGCCAACGAGCGCGCCUCGCAGGGGACGCUCGUCGAGGUCGACCUCCACGCACGCGAGCCAUGGGAGCUUCCCGACGUGGCGAAGCUGACGGCGAGCGAGUGGUACUUCUUCAGCUUCAGGGACCGCAAGUACGCGACGGGGUCGCGCACGAACCGGGCCACCAAGACCGGCUACUGGAAGGCCACCGGCAAGGACCGGGAGGUGCGCAGCCCGGCCACGCGCGCCGUUGUCGGCAUGAGGAAGACGCUCGUCUUCUACCUGGGCCGCGCCCCCAACGGCGCCAAGACCAGCUGGGUCAUGCACGAGUUUCGCCUCGACUCGCCGCACCUGCCACCAAGGGAGGACUGGGUGCUGUGCAGGGUGUUCCAGAAGCAGAAGGGGGACGGCGAGCAGGACAACGUCCGCUCCUCCUCGCCGACCUUCGCCGGCUGCUCCCAGGCAGCGCAGGAGCCGAUCCCAGUGAUGGACGCAAGCAGCGAGCAGAUGGCCUUCAUGCCGCAGCAGGAGGAGGUGACCUGUGGCUCGAACCCGCUGGCCAUGAACGCGGCGAUAUGGCAGCAGUACAACUCGGUUCUUCUCGACCAGUUCCCGCAGGACGAGAUGGUGGGCAGCUCGCCGGCGAUGGGGAUAGGGGCCAGAGGAGGCGUCGGAGAUGAGUGCGAGUUCUUCCUCGGCUCAGGCUUCGAGGACAUGGCGAGCUUCGGGGGCAUGAGGUUCCCGCAGGGGUGGAGUUGAUAUGCAUGCAUGCCGGUCGUACGCGAGGUGAUCGUCGUUGUGCGCUAGCUGUGAAGGGGAUUGGUGAUUGGAUUAAUUAUUUCUCCAUUGGUACUGUAGGUAUAGUGGUGUGAGGUUUACUUUAGAUUGAUAUAAAAUGAUCGAGUGUGUACCUACUGCCUGCAUGAGAUGGUUUCCGUAGCUUAAUGAUGCCAUGUAUUGCAACUACAAUGUAUCGCUCACAUAUAUGUAAAUUAAUACAGGUCGGUUCAGAUUUCAGUACA